Drosophila sulfurigaster albostrigata is the source of this 2704-nucleotide messenger RNA. Its product is annotated as pre-rRNA 2'-O-ribose RNA methyltransferase FTSJ3. Gene Ontology annotation, cellular component: nucleus; nucleolus; preribosome, large subunit precursor. The record is from RefSeq and is a predicted model, not a curated record. The transcript is spliced from 2 exons. NCBI's taxonomy places the organism in Eukaryota, Metazoa, Arthropoda, Insecta, Diptera, Drosophilidae. Gene Ontology annotation, molecular function: rRNA (uridine-2'-O-ribose)-methyltransferase activity; rRNA (guanine) methyltransferase activity. Gene Ontology annotation, biological process: maturation of LSU-rRNA from tricistronic rRNA transcript (SSU-rRNA, 5.8S rRNA, LSU-rRNA); maturation of 5.8S rRNA from tricistronic rRNA transcript (SSU-rRNA, 5.8S rRNA, LSU-rRNA); rRNA methylation. The coding region runs from base 123 to 2618 and encodes 831 amino acids.
GAGAAUUUACAAACACGUGCGCGCCUGGUGUCGGCGUGUUUCUUAUUUCGCUGUGAAUUAAGUGAAUUUUAAAUACAUUUUGAUUGAAUUUGCAAAGACGACACCAGCACCAGCACAGCACAAUGGGCAAGAAGAGUAAAGUUGGAAAGACGCGCAAGGAUAAGUUCUAUCAGUUAGCCAAGGAGACUGGCUUUCGAUCGCGUGCCGCCUUCAAAUUGAUCCAGUUGAAUCGCAAAUUUGGCUUCCUUCAACAGUCGCAAGUAUGCAUCGAUUUGUGUGCCGCACCCGGCGGCUGGAUGCAGGUGGCCAAACAGAAUAUGCCCGUCUCCAGCAUUGUGGUGGGCGUUGAUCUGUUCCCCAUUCGUCCCAUUGCCGGUUGCAUUGGCCUCGUCGAGGACAUCACAACGGAAAAGUGCCGCCAAUCGCUGACCAAAGAGCUGCAAUCGUGGAAAGCCGAUGUGGUGCUUCACGACGGUGCACCCAAUGUGGGUCGCAAUUGGCUGUACGAUGCCUAUCAACAGAUUUGCCUUACGCUCAACGCUCUCAAGUUGGGCACACAAUUCUUGCGCAGCGGAGGUUGGUUCAUCACAAAAGUGUUUCGCUCCAAGGAUUACAAUGCAUUGCUCUGGGUGCUGAAGCAGCUGUUCAAGAAGGUGCAUGCCACCAAGCCAAGUGCAUCGCGUAAGGAAUCCGCCGAGAUAUUCGUUGUUUGCCAAGGCUAUUUGGCUCCCGAUCGCAUCGAUCCUCGCCUGCUCGAUGCCAAAUAUGUGUUCGAAGAGCUCGAUCUGGAUGGUGGCAAGCAAAAGAACAGUUUGCUGCAUCCCGAGAAGCAGAAACGCAUCAAGGCCGAAGGUUACACCGAACAGGAUAUUGCGCUGCGCAAUGAUUUGGCCGCCUCCGAGUUUAUGCAGGCGGAGAAUGCGUUGGCUGCCCUGCAGGGCAUCGGCUCCAUAACCAUCGAUGAUCCGCGCAUUGCGCAGCAUAAGCGCACCACCACCGAGAUACUCGAGUGCUGCAAAGAUCUGAAGGUGCUCGGUCGCAAGGAUAUCAAGGGUUUGCUGCUGUGGUGGAAGCACAUCAAGCAGGAUCUGUACAAAACAGACAAGGAAGGCGUCAUUGAGGAUGCCGACAAUGAGGCGGAGUCCGCCCCGCAGCCGCUGACGCAGGAGCAGCUCGAGGAUAUGGAGGAUGAGGAGUUGCAGCAACAGAUCGAAACGUUGGCGGAUGAGGAGCAAAAGGAGCUGAAGCGUAAGCGCAAAAAGACUCUCAAAUCGAAGGCGAAACUGCACGAGAAGAUGAACCUCAACAUGGUGAUCAAAGGCGACGAUGGUCCCAAGGAGGAGACAGAGCAUGAGAUCUUUGAUCUCAAGGAUAUCAAUAGCAAUGCCGAGCUCGAUGAUAUGCUGGAUGUGGAGCCCGAUUUCGAUGUCGAGGGCGAACAGCAAGAGUUACCCAAGCUUCCCAAGUACAAGAAGUACGAUAAGGAUGACAAACGACUGGACGACGAUGCCAACUAUGAGAACGACGAUGAGCCCGAGGUGAGCGCGGACGAGGACAGUGAAAGCGACUAUGACCAGCAAGGUCUUGGCUUGAGUGACAACGAGGAUGAGGAGCCACAGAAAUCCGGCAAAGCGGGCAAGGGCAAGAAGAAGCGUGGCGAUCAUCCGCUGAUCAAGUCGGGCGAUUUUCGCGACAAGGACACAAAGCGUCAGCAGCGUGUGCAGCUUUGGUACGAGAAGGAUGCACUGCAGCAGCUCGACGACGACAUGGACAAUGACGACGAGGAGAACUACGAUCUGGACAAUUUGGCCAAGGCGUACAAAGCCAAGGGCGUCGCAGUGCUAGGCGAGAAUCGUCCGGCCCCCGCAGAGACUGGAACAUUGGUCCUGGGAAAGAAGGCGAAGCGUCGGGCCCGUCAUGAUGUGGCCAAGGAUGAGAGCAGCAGUGAAUCGUCCGAUUCGGAGGAGGAAGUCGAUGAGCAGGAUGAAAACGUUGCUGGCGACAUGUCCAAAGCACCCAAAGCAAAGAAGAUCCGUCUCAGCGAGGAGGAACUGGCGCUGGGUGCGUUGCUUGUGCGCGGCAAGAAAACGCGUCGCGAUCUCAUCGAUGCCGCCUGGAAUCGCUAUGCCUUCAACGAUGAUCAUCUGCCCGCCUGGUUUGUGCAGGACGAGCAGGAGCACAUGACGAAACCGCAGCCGGUGCCCAAGGAACUCACCGAGGAAUAUCAGCGCAAGGUCCAGGAGCUAAAUGUGCGCCCCAUCAAGAAGGUGAUGGAGGCAAAGGCGCGCAAGAAGCGUCGUGCCACCAAGCGUAUGGCCAAGGCCAAGAAGAUGGCCGAAAAGAUCAUGGAGAACGCAGACGCAACGUCCCAGGAGAAGGCCAAGCAACUGAAGAAGAUCUACAAGAAGGCCCAGGAGAAGAAGAAGGAGAUCACCUAUGUGGUGGCCAAGAAGCACACAGCAUCCCGACGUGCUCGUCGUCCGGCCGGUGUCAAGGGACGUUAUCGUGUCGUUGAUCCACGUGAGAAGAAGGACAAACGCUCCAUUGUGGCCAAGAAGCGGCGUGAGAAGGGCAGCAAGGGUGGCGCCAAGGGGGGCAAGGGACGAGGCAAGCGUUAAAUCGUCGUCCACACACUUCCACACUUCUCCAUAUGUAAAUGAUAAUGUGUAGCAUAAAUAUAAAUCUAGUGCAUAAUCCUUUAAAA